GCUCGAAGCACCUGAGAAGCCCCGUGGUGAGGAGCAGAGAGUACAAGAACGACGGUGCUUUGCAGUGGUCGAGCUAAUGCAGAGAGUAUUUAGGCUAAUGCCUACAGCAAUGCCUACUGUGCCCCUCCACACCAUUUGGUCACAUUAAGCUUGCAUGUCCUCUGAAAGGUGACCUGCAGCAGUGUCUGUGUUCAGCUAGUAGCGUAACGUAAACAUUACCCGUUGAAAAGGGGGCCGAGGAGGGUCUUUGUUCAAAGAUCCUCGCCUCCUCCUCCUCCACCUUCACGGCCACAGAGGAAACUGGAUCCACACUUCUGUUGCACUAUAACGGCGUGAGACUCCAAUGAGGAACCAACUUCAGCAUCGUUAGCAUGUUUAAAUGGCUGCUAACCGUUGGGAAGUGCUCCUGUCACAGCGUUAGUGUGUCAUCCGGUUGAUGAGAGGAGGACUGUGAACCUGGACGAGAACAAGCUUUCAGCAGCAAAUACAUUGAAUAUCAAUGCACAGACGCAGGCGGCUCUGUUGGCGGCAUAUGGACGAAGCUGUGAAUUUAUGAAACCGAAAGCGACUCAUCUAGCUACAAUAAGGCAGCCGUCAGUCUAUGACUUCUCCAGGUUGGGCCAUGAAUAAGCAACCCAGCAAAGAGAGUCUUAAGGACAAGGUGAAGGGAAUCUUUGGGCUAGGAACCCCGCGUCCACCAAGCAAGCAGAGUGAAACAAGACCAUCUGAGUUUAUCAUUACGACUGACAUCAUAAAGGAGCUCCAACCGGACUGCGGUCUGAGUAACCGGGUUAGAAUGAUGAACCACGUCUGUGAGCUUGCCAAAACCAAAAAAUUUGAGGAGCAUGCAGUGGAGGCUGUAUGGAAAGCGGUGGAGGACAUGCUGACUCCAGAGCAGCCAACUGAGGCCAGACAUGCUGUCCUGCAACUGCUGAGGGCCAUUAUACAGGGACAGGGUGAGCGGCUUGGCCCUCUGAGAGCCUACUUUUUCAAGGUGAUCCGAGACUACCAACCGUGUAACGAGGACCUCUCUGAUAGGCUGGAAGUCUUCAAGGCCUUAACCGAGAACGGGAAAGACAUCACUUACCUGGAAGAGGACAUAGCACGCUUUGUCCUCCUGUGGAUGGACAUAGGUCUCACCUCCGACUUUCUCCACGUUCUUGUAAAUCUGGUGAAGUUCAACAGCUGCUACCUGGACCAAAAUGUCUCCAUCAUGGUCCAGAAAAUCUGUUUCCUGUGCAAUAGGACAACAUCUUCAACAGAUAUUGAGGUGGCACUACAAGUACUGGAUGCAGUGGUGUGUUACAACUGCUUGCCCUCAGACUCUCUCACGGUCUUCAUCAUCACACUCUGUCGUACUGUCAACGUCAAGGAGUUUUGUGAAUCCUGCUGGAAGUUGAUGAGGAAGGUGUUGGGGACUCACCUUGGCCACAGUGCAAUUUAUACCAUGUGCCGCAUAAUGGAGGAGAGGUAUUAUCCCUGGUUUAAGCAAGUGUACAUGGAGGAUGCACCAUUGUUGAGAGGAGCUGUAUUCUUUGUUGGGAUGGCACUGUGGGGCGCACACAGACUCCCCGCCCUCAAAAACACACCUACACUAGUUCUACCAUCUUUCUACAAGGCCAUGUCGUGUGCCAAUGAGGUGGUGUCCUAUGAAAUCGUCCUCUCCAUCACCAGACUGAUCAAGAAGUACGGCAAAGAGCUGCAGGUGGUCACCUGGGACAUCCUGCUGGGAAUCAUAGAGCGACUGCUGCAGCAGAUCCAGACAAUAGGCAGUGCAGAGUUGAAGGCCAUUGUGUACGAGCUGUUGACCACAGUAGAGGAGCUGUACGAGCAGAAUGGAUACCACGGCUCCACAGAGAAGUUCUUCAUUCUGGUGGAGAAAUGUGCUGACAAGAGACCGGACGCAUCAGUGCUCACCCUCAUUUCGUACAGAGCCCAGUCUAUCCAGCCAGCCAAGGACGGAUGGAUUCUGAGCCUUCAACGCCUCAUGGAGAAAUUCUUCAGGAACGAGACUCGCAGCGUGAUAAGGAUCAAGGUGCUUCAUAUCCUGUCCUUCGUUCUCAGUACCAACCGACAGCUCUACGAGGAGGAGUUGAUUGAAAUGGUGGUGAUCCCCCAGCUCAGUGGGAUAGCUGAAGACCGGGACCUGGCCGUCCGAAAACAGGCCACUCAGUUACUGGUGGACCUCGCUGAGGGCUGCAACACGCACCACUUCACCAGCCUGCUGGACAUCAUUGAGCGGGUGUCCAGUCGCUCUUUGGUGUGUUCGGGUUCCCUGGAGGUUUCUGAGCGAGAUCCCACAGCAGAGUCUCCUAUGGAGGACGUCAGGACUGCUAUACUGGGCCUGCUGGAAAUCCUGCAGAGCAAGCUUUACAGCCUACCAGCCAGUCACGCUAGUCGCGUGUAUGAGUUGCUUAUCAGCCACUUGCAGCUUCACUACAAGAGCAAGUACUGUUCAGCUAUCGCCUCCAGUAUUAGACUACAGGUGUUUGACUUCUUCCUGAUGAUGAGAGCGGACUCUCUUCACCGUCUUGGAGUCCCCAACAAAGACGGGGCCAUGAGGUUCAGCCCUUACUGCUACUGUGACACAGGAGAGCCAGAGAAGCGUGUCAGUGAAAAGAAGCCCGCAGGUUCAACCUCUCCUCCUGCUGGCAACCCUGCUCCCCCCACUGCUCCUUCCACUUCAACAGCCUCAAUACGCUCAGCCUACCUGCCCUACGCACCCGCCUUCAGUGUUCUCCUGCAGUGCCUCAAGAUGGAGACCGAUUGGAAGGUGCUGAAGCUGGUUCUCGACAAGCUGCCGUGGACGCUGCAGUACAAAGUGCUGCUGCUCACGUCACCAUGCAGCUUGGACCAGCUCUGUUCUACACUCUGCUGCAUGGUGACGGAUCGGCUGAUCUCGGAGCGCUUGAAGAAGACCCCAGAGGGAUUUUCUCGCACUGAUGUUCAGCUGGCAGUGGUUCCUGUCCUCACAGCAAUCACCUCUUACCAUAACUACCUGGAUCAGUCGAGACAGAGAGAACUUGUUCAGUGCCUCGAGACCGGCCUCAUUUACCGCUGUGCCAAGCAGUGUGUGGUGGCUCUUACAAUGUGCACGGUGGAGAUGCCUGACAUCAUGAUCAAGCUGCUCCCUGCCCUUAUCGUCAAGCUCACCCACAUCUCUGCAACGGUUGCCAUGGCAUCGCCUAUGCUUGAGUUCCUCUCCACUCUGGUGCGCCUGCCACAUCUGUAUGCCAACUUUGUAGCUGAGCAGUAUGUCAGCGUGUUUGCCAUCUCUCUACCCUAUACUAACCCUUCCAAGUUUAAUCAGUACAUCGUGUCCCUGGCCCACCAUGUGAUUGCCAUGUGGUUCAUACGCUGCAGACUCCCGUUCCGCAAGGACUUUGUUCAGUACAUCACAAAGGGUUUGCGCUCCAACGUCCUGCUGCCUUUCGAUGACGGUCAUGAGCAAAGUUCAUUUCGUGCCCGAAGCACCAGCCUCAACGAAAGGCCCAAGAGUCUGCGGGCAGCAAAAGUGGCGAAGGCGGCAGCGGCGGUAGCCAAUAGCAGCAGCUCUCCAGUUAAAGAGCUGAGGGACCUGUCAGCCAUGGAUGCUUUCCGUUCCCGCAGCAUCAGUGUCUCCGAACAUGCGGUCCGCAGGAUGCACACCUCAACCACCACCUGCAGUCUGGGCUCUGCUGAUGAAAGCGCGGUGACUCAGGCAGAUGAGGGGCUGAAGACUGUCCACCUGGAGCUCACAGAGACCUGUCUGGACAUGAUGGCACGAUAUGUCUUUUCCAACUUCUCCGCCCUGCCCAAGAGGUCUCCCAUCGCAGAGUUCCUUUUGGCAGGGGGUCGCAGUAUGACUUGGCUGGUGGGAAACAAGCUGGUGACCAUAACAACCAGCGGAGGGGUCAGAACACAAGCGCUGCUGGGCAUGGACAUGGCUGAACGGCUGGGAGGAGGAGGGGAAAUGACAAGGUCUGAUCCAUCAUUACACACCCGAAUCACCAAAGAGGCUCCAGCCAAACUGGAGUCCCAGUCGAGCCAGCAGCACAACAGACGCAUACGGUACCGCUCCAUGUCAGGUGGCCAUGCUCUACGUGCCAGUCCUGCUCAAAGUCUCAGUCCUCUGGUGUCCCCCUCUGAGGGGGAGUUGGCUGCUCCGCUCUCUCCUCCCUCUGCUUCUACCCUGGAUGGUCUGGGUCCUCCCUCCUCCACCUCAGCCACACCACAUGCUCCCCAGCCACUCAAAGACAACCCCAGCCUGGCUGAGUUUGUCCCCAUGCUCACACAGGGCUGGGCAGAGAUCUUCAUACGGAGACCGUCUGGUAAUACGAGCUGGCUGAUGUGUCUGGAGAACCCACCCAGUCCCUUCUCCUCGGAGCUCGGCAACAUGCCGCUGCAGGAGCUCUCCACUGUCCUCAUGGCCAUGGAGGGUGUGAAGGAGCCUCCUACCCAGACAGCCAGCGCUCCUGCCAGCACUGCUGCUCCAGCACCAGCACCAGCUCCAGCACCAGCCCCCGUCUCCGAGCCGCUAACCCAAACACACAGCAGCGUCGGAGGAAAGGCAAACCUGAUGCAGCGUUCCAACACUGACUCUGUGGUGGUGCUGGAGGAGGGUUCAGGGCUCACCCCAGCACCCCCCCCAUUUGAUUGGCUAGAGAAUGAAGAGUUUGAGCCAGUGACCUCUGAUCCCAUCUUCACAUCUGAGGACAAGUCAACAAAGACCCCGCAGCCUGGAACGCUCAGCAGGUCCUCCUCAACCUCCAGUCAAGAUGAUGAAAAGUCAACGCUGGAGGAAGUGAGUGAGGGCGCGAUUCCCAUCGAUCAGCCCACUAUGGGACCCUCCACCCCAGGCAGCCAGGGGCCUGAACUUCCCUUCCAGACCCACACUCAGACCCAGGGUCAUGGACUUAACAAGUCCAGCUCCUCUCCGGAGCUCCAAACCUUACCAGAAGCCAUCUCCAAGGCUGCUACGGAGUCAGAGACUGCGCCAGCAGACGCAUCGUGGCCCAGAGUGCCUUCAGACGGCAAGCCUCAGCCCCAGCAGCCUCAUUUUGAGAAAGAGAAGGUGGAGGGAAGUCCAGAAGAGGAUGUUAUUGGACUGGGAGAUCAGAGUCAAGGGGGUGAAGGCCCAGGUGUAGUGUCAUCUCAAAGUGGAGGCACGAGGAUGAGGCUGGAGUUUCCAGCAGCACCGGUACAACCCGGACCCAUCUCCCCCAGCGGAGGCCACCGACCACGGGGUCACACCAUCUCCGUGUCAGCCCCCUCCUCCAGGAGGGAGAGGAGGACGGAGAGGGACUCGUACCACAGUCGACCCGGACCCAGCACCACAGAGAAGAUCUCUGGACUGAGCCCCAGCUUUGUCUUCCUCCAGCUGUACCACUCUCCUUUCUUUGGGAACGAAGCUAAUAAGCCGCUGCUGCUGCCCAAAACUCAGGUGAUUGACCGCGCCGUGAAGGUUCUGGACCAGAUGCCUCCUUAUGACACCCAUAAGAUCGGAGUGGUGUUUGUAGGAGCUGGUCAGGUCAACAACGAGGUCGCCAUCCUGUCAAACGAGUACGGUUCAAACCGCUACACUGCCUUCCUUACAGGCCUGGGCAAACUGAUCCAUCUGAAAGACUGUGACCCCGACCAGAUCUUCCUCGGAGGGCUCGACCAGUAUGGAGACGACGGAGAGUUCACCUACUGCUGGCAUGACGACAUCAUGCAGGCUAUCUUCCACAUAGCCACACUAAUGCCAAACAAGGAGAGUGACAAGGGCUGCUGCAACAAAAAGCGUCACAUUGGCAAUGACUUUGUGAUGGUGGUGUACAAUGACUCUGGAGAGGAGUACAAUCUGGGCACCAUUAAGGGUCAGUUUAACUUUGUAGAAGUCAUUAUAAAGCCACUGGAUUACGAAUGUAACCUGGUCACCCUCCAGUGCCGCAAAGACCUGGAGGGAUUAGUUGACACAACAGUUGCAAAAAUCGUUUCAGACCGCAACCUUCCUCUCUUAGUCAGACAAAUGGCUCUGCAUGCAAAUAUGGCCUCUUUGGUGCAUCAGUACAGAGCUAACCCCUCCGACGCUUAUGCCUCCAAGUGGUUAGCAAGAUUACGACACAUUAAGAGGAUCAGGACCAGGGCCCAGGAAGACAUUCAGUCUCGCGCGACUCCUGGCAUCUCUCUGACCCAAGGACACACUCAGCAGAACAAGUCGUUUCAGCAGAGCACUUCAGCACAAAACCAGGAAGCCUCCGGGCAGAGGAAAAGACUUUUAUCAGCAGUGGAUGAUUUCACUGAAUUUGUUUGAUUACAUUUAUUGUCCUGCAAAGUCUCUCUCUCUCUCUCUCUCUCUCUCUCUCUCUCUCUCUCUCUCUCUCUCUC
This is a messenger RNA of Perca flavescens (yellow perch), 6348 nucleotides long. RefSeq names its product TSC complex subunit 2 (gene tsc2). Lineage: Eukaryota; Metazoa; Chordata; Actinopteri; Perciformes; Percidae. Bases 602 to 6274 code for a protein of 1890 amino acids. The transcript is spliced from 43 exons. Gene Ontology annotation, molecular function: GTPase activator activity. The record is from RefSeq and is a predicted model, not a curated record. Gene Ontology annotation, cellular component: nucleus; cytoplasm; TSC1-TSC2 complex. Gene Ontology annotation, biological process: negative regulation of phosphatidylinositol 3-kinase/protein kinase B signal transduction; regulation of small GTPase mediated signal transduction; negative regulation of insulin receptor signaling pathway.